Molecule: messenger RNA, 2280 nt
Organism: Nelumbo nucifera (sacred lotus)
Lineage: Eukaryota; Viridiplantae; Streptophyta; Magnoliopsida; Proteales; Nelumbonaceae
Source: RefSeq, a predicted model, not a curated record
AAAGUUUUGAAAAACAGUUAACGCGACAUGGCUUCAACUACCCAUUUCACCACGUCGACCACUAUUCACAAUCCAUCUCUCCCACUUCCGUCUACUGCCCACCACGGCACCCACCAUCUUCUCUCCGCCGAUCGAGCUGCGCUUCUGAUUGACAAGGCCAAAAGCGUAAACCAGCUUCUCCAAAUCCACGCGGCCAUUCUCCGACACGGAUUGGAGCAGCACCCCAUUUUGAAUUUCAAGCUCCAGCGCUCUUUUUCCUCUCUUGGUCGUCUCGACUACUCUCGCUCCCUCUUUGAUCGCACCCACAAUCCGAAUGUGUUCUCAUGGACUGCAAUCAUCCAUGGUUAUGCCCUCCAUGGCCGCCACCAAGAGGCCGUGGUUCUCUAUUUUCAAAUGCUUUCCAAUGGGGUUGAACCCAAUGCUUUCACCUUCUCGUCCAUCCUGAAGGCCUGCCCUCCUGAACUGGGAAAAGCUCUCCACUCCCAAGUCCUCAAAUUUGGGUUGGAUUCUGAUGUCUAUGUCAGAACGGCGCUCUUGGAUGUGUAUGCACGGGGCGGGGAUGUUGUUUCGGCAUGCCAACUAUUCAAUACAAUGCGGGAGAAGAGUGUGGUUUCUAUUACUGCUAUGAUUACUUGCUACGCAAAGCAUGGGGAUCUUGGUGAGGCUCGAGUGUUAUUUGACGGGAUGGAGAAGAGGGACGUAGUUUGCUGGAACGUGAUGAUCGAUGGGUAUACUCAGCAUGGGCGACCAAAUGAGUCUUUGGAUCUCUUUAGACAGAUGUUGUCUGUAAAAGUGAGGCCUAAUGAGGUGACAAUGAUCUCUGUACUCUCUGCUUGCGCACAGCUUGGAGCACUAGAACUGGGUAGGUGGUUGCAUUCUUACAUCAAGAAUAAUGGGAUUCAAGUCAAUGUUCAUAUUGGUACUGCACUGGUUGACAUGUAUUGCAAAUGUGGGAGCCUAGAUGAUGCUCGUGUGGUGUUUGACGGAAUGAUCAAUAAGGAUGUUGUGGCUUGGAAUUCAAUGAUCAUGGGGUAUGCGAUGCAUGGUUUCAGCCAAAGUGCAUUGGUAUUGUUUUCUAAAAUGUGUGCGAUGGGGUUCAGCCCAACAGAUAUUACAUUCAUCGGCGUUCUAAAUGCUUGUAGUCGUGCAGGUUUGGUUACUGAGGGGUGGACUUUAUUCCAUUCCAUGAAAGAGCAAUAUGGAAUUGAACCCAAAAUUGAGCAUUAUGGGUGCAUGGUUGAUCUUCUAGGGCGUGCUGGGCAAUUGGUUGAAGCAUUUGAACUUGUUAAAACCAUGGCAAUUGAGCCCGAUCAUGUUCUUUGGAGUUCAUUGCUUAGUGCUUGUAGGCUCCAUGGAAAUGUCACAUUAGGGGAGAAUAUAGCUGAAUUCCUUGUUUCUAGUGGUCUUGCAGACUCAGGAACUUUUGUUCUACUCUCUAACAUCUAUGCUGCAGUGGGUAAUUGGAAAGGAGUGGCAAAGGUGAGGACCAUGAUGAAAGAUAGUGGUGUGCAGAAGGAGCCAGGGUGUAGCUCGAUUGAAGUGAACAACAAGGUACAUGAAUUUCUCUCAGGUGACUUGAAACACCCAAAAUGCAAAGAUAUUUAUGCAAUGUUGGAGGAGAUGAAUGGAUGGCUCAAGGCCCAUGGAUAUACUCCACAGACAGAUACAGUGUUGCAUAAUAUUGGAGACUCGGAGAAAGAACAUGCACUUGGAGUUCACAGUGAGAAGCUUGCAAUUGCUUUUGGGCUUAUCAGUACCCAACCAGGUACCGCGAUUAAGAUUGUGAAGAACCUCAGAGUUUGUACAGACUGCCACACUGCAACCAAGUUGAUUUCAAAGAUCACAGGUCGUAAGAUUGUUGUGAGGGAUCGAAAUAGAUUCCACCACUUUGUUGAUGGGUCAUGUUCUUGUGGGGAUUAUUGGUGAACUGCAUUUAUUGAGCCAGAUUAUUAACAGAAGCAGCUCCUCUGGGGAACGUUGUUGUAUCAUAAGUAAAUUUUUCAAUGAAUUAACUAUUAAUUGAGCAAUUAUUUUAUCUUUUCUUUUUUAUUCCUAUUUGUCUUGUACUCAUCUGUAUUACACAAUUUGUGUUGUCAUACAUGACAAUGACAUCCUUGUUGAUGUAAUGCUGCACUGCAGACCGAUCUUGACUGUAUUUGGAUAAGAAGUUUCAUGAUCCUGAUUCAAGGAUUUGGGUCUGAUUGUCUGAAUGUAAUUUUUGGUAUGCAUUGUAGGUUGUUUAGCCAUUAACUGUGUAAUGGAUGCUAUUAUCUUUAUGAU